Messenger RNA from Amblyraja radiata (thorny skate), 3554 nucleotides. RefSeq names its product membrane primary amine oxidase-like. The record is from RefSeq and is a predicted model, not a curated record. Gene Ontology annotation, biological process: amine metabolic process. Lineage: Eukaryota; Metazoa; Chordata; Chondrichthyes; Rajiformes; Rajidae. The transcript is spliced from 4 exons. Gene Ontology annotation, molecular function: quinone binding; primary methylamine oxidase activity; copper ion binding. Bases 681 to 2933 code for a protein of 750 amino acids. Gene Ontology annotation, cellular component: plasma membrane.
AAGGAUCCCGAUACGCCGUCUAUAUUCCCGCCACGGAUGCUGCCAGUGGGGCAUCAUUUACUCCAGUACUUUGUAUGUUGAUUGUAUAAAACUGAUUGCAUUGUAUUUGAUCAGGAUUCGAACAUCUGCAGUUCCAUGUGUCCAUUUUCAAACUUGUCAUGGCACUGUUUGGCAAUGUUCCGGCGACGAGCAUUUCAGUCCGUUGAAUUGUUGGAGUAUUUCUUGCUGCUUAGUUUUGCAAUAACUUUUCGUUGAUGUUUCUCUCCGUUUGUUAUACACGACCCACUGACGUGGUUCUGUAAAAGAUCUAACGGGCAAAUCUGUCGGUGAAAUUGCAACAUGGCGUCACAAACCCGGGAAGCAUUGUCUGGCGAUGCGUUUUCCCAACACAUACUGGGCAGUGGAAGAUCAUGACAAUCGGUGUUGGUAGUCCCACACCUUCUGCCCACCGCUCAUAACGCAAACUUACAUUGAAGUUUUUAACAGGUUCAAAAGCAAAGCGGAGGAGGUGCACCAAUAGUUAAGAUGUUUGGUAUUUGCACUCGAUAACGUCACCGCCCUUCAAACCGAUCGCCUGGUGUGAUUUGCUGUAGUGCAGAGGGAUCGUUUUACUCCAAGCAAAGUAGAGAAAAACAAAACAGGCGAGCGCUCCACACGUUGCCGGCGCCCCGGGGCUCACCAUGAACGUGAAGGUCCUGUUCGCUGUCUUGGCCGUAGCUCUGGUAGCGAUCAUCGCUCUCAACUGGAUCCUGCUGGUGGGGAUGUCGAGGUCGGCCGCGUGUCAGGUCCGAGACCCCGGCGAGCAGCUCAGUGAGAUGAUGGAGCAGCGGCGGCAGAAGGAGAUGUUUGCGGACCUCAAUUCCUUGGAGCUGAGGCAGGUGGUGCGCUACCUGGAGCAGAACCUGGCCGUGACCCUGGUGAACUGUAGCCAGGCAUUGCCGUCCCACAACUCCAUCUUCAUGGUCGAGCUACAACUUCCCCGCAAAGACGACGCCUUGAGGUUCUUGGACCAGGGGGGCGACCCGCCAAGGAGAGAGGCCAGGGCUGUGGUGGUCUUUGGUGCUCAGACUCGGCCCAAUGUAACCGAGUACACGGUGGGACCUCUCCCUGACCCGACCCACCAUGUGGAUGUCACCUCUCACACCUACAAGAGCCUCCACUUCAACUCCAGGCCUCUAACCUUUACUGAAUAUAAAACUAUCAUGUCAACUGUGGGCUUGGAGAAGGUUUUGGAACUACUCGAGGAAAGUUACGGCGCGGACGGGAUGCCCCCAAUAUAUUUAGACUCAUCCCCUCGCGGAUUUAAGUUGGGCGACAGGGAAACGUGGUUUUCCUCGUUGAAGAACCACAGCGAUUACUUUAUGCACCCUCUGGGGUUUGAGGUACUGGUGGACCACAGCAGCAACAACAUCUCGGAGUGGAAGGUGAGGAAAGUACUUUACAACGGCCAAUACUUUGACACUAUUGAUGAACUAGUGACUCAGUACAACAAGGGGUCUGUGCGGAAGAUCCAAAGGACGGAUUCGGACCCCAACUACGCCUCGCUGAGACCUCGCCAGAAGUUUCAAACCUACGGCCCCCUCCAGUUCGAGCCACAGGGACCAAGAUACCACGUUGUAAACAACCACGUUCGCUACUUUGACUGGGAGUUCGCGUUCCGCCACAGUCCCGUCAGCGGUUUACAGCUGUUUGAUAUCCGCUUCAGGAAGGAGCGGGUGGUCUACGAGUUGAGCGUCCAGGAGGUGAACUCCGUUUACGGCGGAGAGACGCCAGGUCUGAUGAGGACCAAGUUCUUGGACAGUCAUUAUGGAAUUGGGAAAAAUUCCAAUGAGCUGGUGAAAGGCGUGGACUGCCCUUACAGCGCCACUUUCCUCCACACUCUCCAUCUCAUGGAUAGCGACCAACCGCAGCGGAUCAGGAACUCCAUUUGUAUCUUUGAGCAAAAUCGGGAGAUUCCUCUGAGACGCCACUUCUCCAGCUGGUUCAUGACCCCAUCUUACGGCGCGUUACUGGAUAACGUGCUGGUUGUGCGAUCAGUGGCGACUGUGGGCAACUAUGAUUACAUCUUUAAUUUCGUCUUCCACAACAAUGGGGUGAUUGAGACCAAGGUGUCUCCCACGGGCUACGCUCUAACUUCAUUUACUUCCGAAGGGGCAACUCAGUACGGAGCAAAACUUGGAGAGAACGUUGUGGGCAACGUUCACACUCACUUCUUGCACUUCAAGGCUGACCUGGAUAUAUUAGGUACAUCUAACUCUUUUGAAACUAAAGAUGUGGAAUAUCAACUUAAAUCAGUCCCAUGGAAGCCUGACGAGAAGGUGCAUGUACCCAGUGUGAUAAGCAGGAUCUUAGAUACGGAGAAUGAAGCAGCCUUCAGAUCUGGAGCAAAAUUGCCCAAAUACCUGAACUUUGUCAAUUUGGCUCAGAAAAAUAAGUGGGGCUAUUAUCGAGGUUACAGGCUUCAGGUGGUGAGCUUCAAUCCUGACAGUGUGCCUGAAGACAGUCCAGAUGAAAAAGGCAUCUCCUGGCAAAGAUACCAGUUGGCAGUGACAAAGAGCAAAGAUAACGAGCGAAAGAGCAGCAGCAUCUACAAUCAGAACAGCAUGUGGAAACCACCUGUUUACUUUGCUGACUUCAUUAACAAUGAAAGCAUUAGGAAUGAGGACCUGGUGGCCUGGAUAACAGCUGGAUUCCUCCACAUUCCCCACGCAGAAGAUGUUCCAAACACUGCCACAUCUGGAAAUGAAAUAGGCUUCAUUCUGAAACCACUCAACUAUUUUAACCACGAUCCCUCUGUUUACUCUCAAGACGCUAUUUACAUCGAUCCAGCCAAUCCGGGAUGUGAGGAUAAUCCCAUAGCGUGUCUGUCUGACGUUGCAUCCUGUAGUCCAAACUUCCCAGAAUUUACCUACGGGGAAAACAAUGAACAUUAACUGAAUUGCGUUUAAUGUGACUCCAUUACAGUGAGUCCCAACCUCUCACUGACCACUACUUUCAACUAAGCAUUCUGAAAUAAUAAUUAUUAGAUCUAAUGGUCUGCAUGGAAUCUUUCCAGGCAGGAUAAAUAUCACAUCUCAUUUAUAGAGUUAUAGAGUCAUAGCCCAUUAUCAUCUAAACCUUUACUAUCCAUGUACUUGUAUAAAUAUGUUUUACGCAUUGUAAUUCCACCCAUCUCUACAGCUUAUACUCACCUUCCUUUGUAUGUAAGCGUUGCACCUCAGCGCUCUUCUAAACCUUUCCCCUCUCUCCUUAAACCUAUGGCCUCUAGUGUUAGACUCUCCUUCCCUGGGGAAAAGAUUGUGACCAUUCACCUUAUCUAUGUACCUCAUGAUUUUGUACACCUCUACUAUACAGGUCACCACUCAAGCUCUGUUGUUAUUUAGUUUGAAGGGUGGUGAUUAAUCUGAACAUGUCAUUAUGAAAUGACAGAGGAAGUGAGAGGGCAGUUUUUACAAAUACCAGUUGUUUCAGAAUUUUUUAAAUUUUAAUUGCCAGGGAAUCCUCCUAGGACUACUGUACCAGUGUAUAUAUUUAAAAUCUACCAAUUGAAAACA